AUGACGAUGAUGAGUAAUCAAGUUGUGCAAUUGGAAUUAAGACGAUCCAUUAUGGUCGGAUCCGAUUUUGUACCGGGACAAUAUGUGUAUAUAAAAGUCGAUACUAUUGGAAACGAAUGGCAUCCAUUUAGUAUCAGCUCCAGUCCAUUAUGCAAUCGUCACUCUUUUGUCUUGAAUGUUAAGGUCCAAGGAUCAUUUACGUCACAAUUGUUAAGACUUGUGAAAAAGCAGCAACUUCAUACGAUUCAUGUGGAUGGAUAUUAUGGUUCUGAAAUCAAGUUGGCACCGCAUAUGGUGUUUAUUGCUGGGGGUAGUGGUAUGACACCAUUUCUUAGUCUGUUGGAUCAUUUGAAGACACUUGGUAAUAUUCAUGACCAAGAUGAGAUGUUGACGGAUGAGUGUGAACUGCCACGGACUUUAUGGGUGAUCUGGACGUGUCGUGAUUUGGAACUUCUAGAAGCGUAUGCAAAGCUACUGGAUGCAGUAAACCGUUGUUCACGAUGGAAAUGUAAGAUUUGGUUACAUCAUACGUAUACUGAUGAAAAUAGAUGCACAAGUAGCGAUGAUGACUGCCAAACGGAACCCGACGAUAUGUCAGAAGAUUCCUCGCCGCGUGCUCAACGGUUCUAUCCAGUCUCACUCAAUCGUCAUGCUUUUUCGGGUCAUAGUUAUAUGCUGGGUUUGCCGUUAUUUGUUAGUACGGCAUUGGGUUGUCUAUUAUUGAUACUGUGUGUCUUCCGGUUAAAGGAGUUUUCAUCCAAGUCGUUCACGAGACGUUUAUUGUUGCUAGGUGCUGGCACGUUGGGUGCUCUACUUGGAGCUACAUUUGUACUGUCUUUUAUGCAACGUCGGAAUGCCCGUAAGAGUAGUCAAGACAGCGACGGCGUUAUGGAUAUUGCAAUGGAUGAAAUGGAAAUUGCCAGUCUAGACGUUAUGAGCCCCAUCACUCCUUCGACUCCACGUUCAAUGCCAAGUCCAGCACAGUCCUUGCUUCAUUGCAGCUUCUUGAUUGAAAAGGAGCGUCCAGACUUGGGUUUACGACUGCGCAUUGUGCACAAAGAGAUUCGCGAGCACUACGGCAUGAAUGCCGAAGUCGCGCUGCUAAUAAGUGGACCUGCAGAUCUGCAACGUGAUGCUUUACUGCAAGCACGUGAGCUUGUGGAACCUGCAUUCGCGAUACACGAGAAGUCGUUUCUAUUAUAG
Peronospora belbahrii is the source of this 1203-nucleotide messenger RNA. The record is from the annotation of a GenBank genome assembly. NCBI's taxonomy places the organism in Eukaryota, Oomycota, Peronosporomycetes, Peronosporales, Peronosporaceae.